GCCGUUCCGUCGUUAAGCCGGCGGCGCGCGGGGAGUGGGCUUUCGGCGUUUGGGCUUGAGAGGGGGAAGGAAGCAGGCAAGGCGGGCGGGGGGAAAAGAAGAGAUCUGUCAUGGCGCGGGUGUCUGUCCUGGGAGUUUCGUUGCUGGAGAACCCGAGCCCCUUCGGCCACCCGCUCCGCUUCCAGGUGCAGUUCGAGUGCGGGGAGGCGUUGCCUCACGGUGAGUACGCGGGGGGGGGGGGAGGGAGAAGCUCCCGCGCCAGGAGCCUCGUUCCCCAACCGACCCUCAGCCCGAGCCAGGUUCCGUCGCACGAGGCGGCCGCCCGCAACCGACGCCCGGGAGCCCCCACCCCUCCGCCAAGGAUGGCAGGGCUGGGUGCCCCCCCCACGCCGCCUCCACUCCCGGGGCUUCCGCUGUGGCUUUAUUUUGCCAGCCUGGACCCGGCUCUUCACACAGGGGCUGCUACGUGGGCGCUAUACCUUCUAACUACUUAGAAAAAUUAAAAUACAGCUUUUAUGAACUUGGUGCCUUAAGUUUUUGGUCUGCAGAGACUUAGCAGCUUAAUUGGGGCGAGGCUGAUCUUGACAUGGGGGGGGUGUAUUUAUUUUUGUGUGUGUGUGUGUGUGUAUACACACACACACACACACACAUAUAAAUACACACAUACACAAACACACACACUUCAAAAUGCCACCGGAUGUGGGGUGUCCUUCUGACCAUUCUGCUGAAUGAGGCCUUGGCCUCUGCCAAGAAGCCCCAGCCGGCAAUACUGUUGGUCUGGGCAAAGAGCCAGUGUGGGGUGGAGAUUUGGGCUGAGGAGACCACGGUUCAAAUCCUUACUCAGCCAGGCAGCUCCCUGGGUGACCUUGAGCUUGGCAUCUAACCUACAUCACAGGGUUUUUAGAAGUGGGAUGGAGGGGGAAAGCUAUGCAUGUCUCAUUUAGCUCCUUGGGGUAAAGGUAGGAUUUAAAUCAGGGGUCAUCAACCUUUUUCAGCCAUGGGCCUGUCCACUGUCCCUCAGAACAUGUGUGUCAGAGUAUAUUUUUUGCAGGGGGGGAUGAACAAAUUCCUGUGCCCCACAAAUAACCCAGAGAUGCAUUUUAAAUAAAAGCACACAUUCUACUCAUGUAAAAACACGCUGAUUCCUGGACCAUCAGCUGGCCAGAUUUAGAAGGCAGUUGGGCCGCAUCCGGCCCACGGGCCUUAGGUUGCCUACCCCUGAUUUAAAUGAAAUAAAAUAGCUUUGGCUGUUUUGGGGAGGAGGUUGUUACACACUGUUGGGAGCCCCAGCACAGGUCAUGUCCUGACCUCAAUGCCAGCAGCCCUGUGGGGGCAAGGUGUAGCUGCUUGAUGAGAUCAGCAGAGAGCUCCGGAAUGAAUGCCCAUAUUCUUUCCCCCCAAUAAAUCAUAGGCUCUUUAUUUGUUCCUAUAGGAAGAAUUUCUUGAAUGCCAUAGUGGGAAUACAGUUGGUCAUUAGCCAAUAGUAAGCCUGGCAGAUGCACAUGGUUAAAAGCUAUGCCUUCCUAGGCAUUCAUUGGCAGUCAGUAAAACAGCAAAACUAGGUGUUAUACUCUAUAGAGUUGGUAACUUCUUAUCUGAAUUCUUUCAGUUUCAGUUGAAUGUUUGUUGUUGUCAAUUUCUUAUGGUGUUUAAUAAUUCUUCACUAGAUACUGCAGUGGUCUAGUGGAAAACCAUGAAGGCUGGUCUGUUAGGUCAAAUGAGGCAGUGGCCCACUAAAGUCAACCUGCCCUCAGCUAACCCUCACCUGCCACUUGCAUCCUAUCCAGGCACUGGCACUGGUUAUCAUCUUGCUCCUCCUUAAUCUGUUACCAUUUCAGUACUCAACAAGGAUGAACAUGGGGGCAAAACUAGAAUAAGUUGACUACCUGUCAUUGGCUCUGGCCCUAUCAACUGUUCUUCUGAGAGAAUGCCAAAGUCCCUUUAUUCUAUGGUACCAUUCUGCCUACUCCUUGGGACCAUACCAGUCUCUUCCCCUACUAUUCCUUUUUAAUUGUGGAUUCUGGAUUGUUAAAUUGAAAAUCACCGCCUUCCUGACUUCUGCUCCUUGGUGAUCUUCCACUACAUUGGAUUGUGUGAAGCAAGUUUCACUUGGUUCAGGACUGCUUUGAUGGAAAGUUGCUGCUUCUGUCCCAGGGUAGGAGUGGGCUAAAAAUGUCACUGUGGGACAUUGUAAGAAAUCAGGUUUACAAUGUGUGUCAUUUCCUUAACCUUAAAUUUAGGCUACUGAUUUUCUUAUGAGCAGCAGGCACAAGUGCAAAUCAAGAGCUUACUAAAUGAUGGCACUCUCCACAGAGAAAAAUUGUAAGUCAGGCUUUUAAAAUAGAGUAGUGUAUCAUGGAAACCUGAUGCAUAAACUUGGAGAAUAGCAUUCAACAAGGGGAACACUGCCAUAAAAUAUAGGUAAGCAUCUUAUUCUCACCUGUCUUAUCAUUUCACAUGCUGUUAUUUUGAUUCCACUGAUUUUCUAUACAACCAUGAAAUUUGGCAUUGGGUGCAUAGUUCAGUAUUCUGGGAAUCGCAGUAUUUGUUAGAAGAACUGAAUGUCUAGCCUUACAGCCGGAAAAGAUAUAUUUGAGAGUGUUUGGGCAGUGCUUGGUGAAGCUUCAGAAGUUGCAAGCAGGGAGUCAGCUGAGCAGAGCAGGAUUGGCAGAGGGGCAUGUUUUAAUGUCAGGGCUGUAGUGGGUGAUGUUGACUGCCCUGGUUCCCUCACGGAUAAGUUGCACAUAAUUCAUACAUCAUGCAAAGUUUUGCCAUUGCUUUUUUAAAAUAAAGCAUAGGGCCUUCACAUAACAUUAUUGAGACCAGACUUCUCUUAAGAGUGUUGAGAUUGGGGAGAAAUGGAGGUACAGAAAAUCACAGUGAGAUCCUUUACUUUGGGGCAGGAUGUGUAUGGCCUUUCCAACUUAGGAGCAGCUGCAAGUUUUCUAAAUUUAAUAACCUUUGUGGACAGAUGCCAAAAAAGCGCUACCUGCAAAGUAGUAAAGUUUGUAGAAGAAGACACAGUGAGCUGCAGCAUAGGAUCAACUUCCUAUUUCAGAUUCUAAUCUCCUGUUAAGAGUUCUUUCUUAGCAAAAAGCCAGGACAGCAAAGAGAGAUUUCUGGUGAGCAAAUGGGGAUACUUUUGCACAUUCCUCACAGCUCCUUAUAGUUUCUUGUUGCUCCUGAUGAUUGCUCCAUUUGCUAACAUCCCUUUUGACUUGCAUUGCUUUUGGCACAAAAAUGUGGAACAGUGGACUUUAUUUAUUCAUGACCUCACAUCAUUGGAUACAAGUUCCUGUUAAUUAGCGUUACUGUUCCAUGUGAGAGAACUACUAGCCUUCAUAGCGGCACCAGUGGUCUAUCAUAGCAGAUUGUGCACAAUAUUUUCUGACUUUUGUCUAAUGAGAUGAUCCAUAAAGGUUCAAGACAGACAUAAUAGCUAACUGGAAGUCACAGCUGAUUUUGCAUAGCAGAUUCUUCACCCAUGGUGGGAGCCUUUGCAGUUUGCUCCUCCCCUAUGCAGGAAAGCUAUCUGGCUUUUCUAAAGAAAAAGAAUUUAAAACUCUAUUUGUAUAUUUGCAUUUAAUUGCAUCUGCACCUCUUCUUUAAAAAAAAAGAAAAGAAAUAAUGUAAAAUAAACUUUUUACUAAACUGCUCCAAGGAUUGUGGUGAGGAAUCUUGAUGAGAUUAUGAGUGAUGCCCACUGCUCACUUAAAUGGCAGAUUUGCAGACCUUGACCUGGAGAGAGAGAGAGAGAGAGGCAUCUGUACUGAACGCUGUGAGAGUGCUUCCAGAUUGAGCCCAUUGUUUGCAAACAUUACAUCAAUAUUCACCCAAAAUCCCCCCAUCAUUGUUUAACAAUAUGAAUUGUGGAUAUGCAAAUGUUUUUUUGAGACACUGGAAAACAAUAGAGGUUAUUCAGCCCUGCUCUUGAUCUGGUGUACACAUUCUCUAAACACUGGUGCUAAUGGUAUAUUUCAAUGUGUAUUUCAAUUGGCUUUCUGAAGAUGAAGGGAAAUUUCCCUCAAUACGUCUAGGAUUCUGGUGCCCACACUCUUGCCAACUGAUCCUUGUUGCUUUUACCUUUCAGAUUUGGAGUGGAAGAUCAUCUAUGUGGGCUCUGCAGAGAGUGAGGAAUAUGACCAAGUUCUUGACUCAGUGCUGGUGGGACCUGUUCCAGCUGGGAGGCAUAUGUUUGUGUUUGAAGUAAGUUUAGAUCUAUCUCUUGGAGAAGGAUAGGAAAGAUGAGCCUAAGGCUCCAAUCUCUAGAUUUUUCUCUUUAGAUUCAGACAAUGGAGAAAGAUUGACAGAUUUCAUUUGAAAGGGACCUCGUGUUUCAUUUUUAAGCUUUUUUAAUUUUCAUUUUCCCUAAUAGAGAAGUGAUUGUUACCUGGAGAAAAUGCACUAAAAUCUGGAUUUCUCAGUUACCUAUAACUGGGCAAUAGCAUGUCCACCAAAAUUAAAUGGUAGCUGUAAAGUAGAGGAGUUUGUGUUCUAACUCUGAUUUAAGUUCAUUUUUUUUUUUUAAAUGAUGCUUUUCUGAGUAUGUCAACAUUUUUUUAAAGUACCAUGCAAAUAAAGUCCAUCAUUAUUGUUUGUGGCUAGAGUGCUAUUUAGGUUGAGAAAACAUGGGCUACAUUAGUCAUGAAAAGUCACCUGGUGUUGCUAUACUAAUAUGAGGAGAUGGAGAGAAAGAGUGGCGUAUGACAGCCCUGCAGUGUAUUCCAGUAUUACUCGGUGUUUGGGGGGAAUUGCAGCUUGAGAAGGCUGGUUCAUUUUGGUAGGGGUGAUGAUUAAAUGCUUUUCCACCCUUUAGGGGAAAACAGUGAUUAUUGAAAAUGAAUUGCUGCUCCUGAUAUAAACACAUAAAUGCGUUAAUAUCAAAGUCUUAAAUCCUUUUUGCUCAAGAAAAAAAAAAUGUGUCUCUUUGACCUGUGCUGAUAACAUUACUGUAGUAAUUACAGAGCAUUGCUACAUUCUGGGGUGGUACAACUCUUAACGAUAUAGUUAGCCAGUGCUUUCAGGAUAGCAAUUCUUGUUAGAACAUUAAACUAAGAUGGAGGUUGAUUAAAUUAGUGUCCCAGUUCACUGCCUUUGGAAUUGCAACUGCAUUGCUUACUUUCUUUCAAUUUGUGCUGAAGUAUAACUCCAUCCUUGGCCUUUCUACCACCUGUAGUCUAGCUUUCUUUCUCUGAAAUAAUUUUACAAUCAUGGUGAACUGACAUGAGGAUAAUUACCUGAAUCUUUUGCUUGGUUUUCUGAGACUACAUAUUUUUGUUGCUUGUCUUUGUUGUUGCACAACACCGAGAGAAAUAAAAAAAGCCUUGAUUAUGAACUCCAGUCUGUUGGCAUUUCUUCUUUUUUUAAAAAAAUAAUAUUUAUUAGUAGUUUUCAGAAUUAUAAGAAGAAAAACAUUAAAAAACAACAUUAAAAAACAACACUAUAAUAGACAAAAAGAAAAGAAAAAACACAAUAACCAAUACAACAAUACAACAAAAAGAUAAAAAGAAAAAAGAAAACACAAAUCCCAACUUACAUAUCUAAAACUUCCAUUUGCUUGUUUCAUUGACUUCCUCACACCUCCCUUUUUGUAUUCUAGUUUAAUUAGUUAUUUCAGCAAACUCUUUCCAUCUUUCUCAAUUUUUGUUAAAAAGUUCAUCCUAACCUAAUUUAAUCUAAUAAUUAACUCAACAAAUCCUUUCCAUCUUUCCCCAUAUUCUAUUAUUCACAUUACCUUAAUUAAUUUAACCUUAUCUUACCCUAAAACACCUUAAAGCUUGAAUCUUAGUUAUCAAAUAUACAUUACUCCUGAUAUCAUUUCUGCUAAAGUCAUAUAGUUUCAUUCCAACAUUUCCCCUAAUAUUCAUUAAUUUUUAGCCAAUUCCCCAAUUAGAAAAUUUUCUUUAUAAAUUUUCUUCCAAUCUUCAUCCAACGUCCCUUCUUCCUGGUCUCGGAUCGUGUCAGUCCUUACUGUCCAUUCCAUCUAGUCCAUCAACCUGGAAGCCUUAUGUCCGAGGCCCUUAAGUCUCUUCCAUGUCCCUUCUGCAAUUCUUCUUCUUCUUGUUUAUACUUGCCCUUUUCCUUGUCUUUUGUUGGUCUCUUUCUUAGUUUCUUUCCUUUCUCAUUGAGGGGUAGGCCUCUGGGGGGUUCCAAGCCAGAAUUGUCUCCGUCUCCCUUCAUCAAACCCGCCCAUUCCCCACAGUCCCACUCCCCACAAUCCUCAAUAUAGUCCAAAAAGUAUUUAAAAGCAUAUUCCAAGGUCUCUCCAACGUUGGGAACCUCCUCAACUCCAGACUCCCCCUGGCCCACUCCAACUUCAAUCUUCAAUGACAGCGGCUCAUACUCCUGUAGGGCCUCGGGACUCUCCAUUUGUAUUAUUUGGGGUGCAACCGCAUCCUCCUCCAUUAUCUUCUGCACUUGCCCAGUCAGUACAGAUUCAUGAGUUGGUCCCUGAAUAAUUUCUGUAUCAAUAUUCCCUGUUUGCCCACAGUUAUUAACUGCAACAGUCAAAUCCAUUUUCUCAUUCAUCAAGUCCAUCUUCUCAUGCAUCUGUUCCAGCAGGGCACUUGUCUUACAUAAGGCAAGCACCCAGUCUUCUUUCCAACUCAUCUUUAGUCAAGGUCAGAAAAGCCUGUUCCCACGGUCUUAAUCUCACAUCUGUUGAGCCCUCAAGUGUACUGCAGCAACAAUUUGACAAGCUCCCUCUAGAGGAGGCAAUUUGUCUGUUGGCAUUUCUUCUAUAACUGUAUCACUUUGUUCCACCAACAUAAGCCCAUUCCUGGUUAUAUACACUUCAAUGGAUCUUGAAUGAGGACUCUGUAGUAUUGUCAUUCAAGAUUGGACCAGGCAGACCUAGGUUCAAAUCUCCACUCAGCCCAGAAACUGAAUGGCUAAUUUAAAGUUUUAAUAUUCUUCAAGAAUUGCAAUGGGGAUGAAAUGGAAAAGCCUCAAGCAUGUUGUCCUGAGUUUUCUUUUAAAAACAGGCAGGAUGAAAAUGUCACUUACCUUGUUUUGCCGUUUUCUCUGCAGGCCAAUGCCCCCAACCCUGAUCUAAUCCCUGAAAGUGAUGCUGUGGGAGUUACAGUAAUACUUAUCACUUGUACCUAUCUGGGCCAAGAAUUCAUCCGCAUUGGAUACUAUGUCAACAAUGAAUAUAUGGAUCCUGAGCUAAGAGAAAACCCACCCCUCAAGCCAGACUUCUCCCAGGUGAGAAACUGAUCUGAUAAAAGCAGCUUGUCCAUCUUCUUGGCCUUCAUGAAGGCCAUAUCCUUGCCUUGGGAAUUUGGAUUGGGGACCCUUAACAGGAUGCAAAGCAAGGCAAGUGAGGGGUGUGGCUUGGGGAGAGUCCAGAUAGAGAGACGGGGGGGGUUGUAUUUGGCCCCCAGCCUGGCGGUUCCCAUUUCUUUUGGGGAGUACAAAAUCCUUACAAGGCCAGAGUAGUAGCCUUUGAAACCCAGUCACUUUGCAGUGUUGGAAAAUGCUAUGCUGGGGGAGAGUAGAUGUUAUUUGGGAUGACAAUAUGAAGCAGAAAGUUAUACAAUGAGUUCAGCUCAGUAUUAAUUUAUUGCCUGCAUUCUGAAUAAGACAGUGCAUUUUGACCAGAAAGCUGUGGAGUGGGCAGCCCUUGUGAUAUAGAAUGGAGCUUUGAUUUUUUUCAGGAGUUAUAGCACAACUUAAAUACACUUUUGGAGAAUAGAGUAAUGAUAAUGGCCUGCUACAUAUAAAACCUUGUUUGUAAUUGCAUCUUCAUCAUGUUAUGUGCUGAUUGAUGUGUCUGCAGCAGAGUAGUUUGAGGGAGCUUUAAAUCUCAAAGAGAAGAGUAAUAUGUUUAGUGAGGUACCUACUCAGCUCCGUGAGUUGAGGGGACAUUGAUGAUUCCCUCCUGGGAAUCAAAGCAUUGAAAGAAAAUUGGGGUUACUGAGUCACAGCAGCAGAUUUUAAGAGCCUAUGGACUAUAGAGUUUGGUUCAAGUCUUGUUUGCCAUUUUGAAACCCAAUGUGCAAGGUAAGUAGGUCCCCUGUACGUGUCAAAAAGUAAGAAGGAUUACCAAUGUGAAAUAGAAUUGGAAGGAUUACACCCAGAUAUAAAUUUUCUCUCUAUGUUGUCAUAAAAUAAAAUAGUGUUAACUUUUAAAACCAUUUUUUACUUCUGUUACCCCUCUCCUUUCUUGAUAUUGCUGCAGGAAUUGAGUAGCUGUCAGCCUAGAAAGUUGAUCCAAACAUAAACCUAUGUAACUUUGACCCCUAUUUUUCCUACUUCCAGCUACAGAGGAAUAUCUUGGCAUCCAACCCCAGAGUCACCCGUUUCCACAUCAAUUGGGAUGGUCCUAGAGACCAGAUGGACAAUAUUGAAAAUGUAGACCCAGAACCUGAUAGCUUCCUGCCUCCUAGCUGUGUCUACAUCAAAGGCUUGGUCCAUUCCAUGGGUCUGCAACCAGAGAAUUCCAUGGACUGUAUGUGAUCCAAACACAAUAAUGCUGAGGACCCUGUGCAGUGAAGAGCAGCUGACAAGUUUUUGUGGGAGAUGUAGGAGGGAUUUGGGAUAAUGAAGCAACUGAUAUGUCUAUGGAGAUUGCCAAUUCAGAGUCCUUUUCGUGUUGGGGUUUGUAACAGAUCUACAGGUCUGUUCUGUCAUAGUAUUUCUUCAUUGAUACUUGGAUCCUCCUGCCACUAACCCUUGACAGGCACCUAGUCUAGCUGCAUAAAGAAGAACCCUGUGUUUCCCUCCUUUGUUCCAGACCUCCAGAAGUCUGAGCAAUGGGAGCUUCCUUGUUAUUUUGAGCACCCAUUUCCUGGGAACCUAGCAUAGUGGGUGCCUUCUUUUCAGGACAGUUUUUCUGUUGCAACACAGCUAAGUCUUGAUGAGUUGCUGCUGGCAGAAUAGCUAGCAAUUACAGUCAGGUCUUGAUGCCUCUCAGGAGUUGAUAAGCCUGUCCCAAUUUUACAAUCUGUGCUUAGUAAAAGGUGAUGGAUGAUGAGAUUUAAGCUGUACAAUUUACCUAUUUGCACAAAGGUCCCAGCACUGCUUUUGAGAGCUCCCUCUUUUAGCUUGCACCAGUUGGCCUUCUUUCUACCACUGACCCAAAAUCUGCCCAAGGCCACAGUGAGCAGGAAUUGCAUCAACUCCUUUAGACAGUGGCUAAGUUUACAAAUCCCUCCACAGAGGAAACAUGCCUUUCUUCAAAAGGCCUGCACUUGUGUGUUUUUUCCUGGCCUGCCUCCAGUCGCACACCCUUCUUUUCUGUUAUUACCUGCCCUGAUACUUGAUCUCUCUAUUUCUCUCCCUGGUAUUUUAGAGAUGAACACAGCAUAUAGGUGUUUAAAACAUUUUUGCCUUGUAUGUCUGACCAAUAAAACUUUUUGGAAUAAUC
Messenger RNA from Podarcis lilfordi (Lilford's wall lizard), 9370 nucleotides. NCBI's taxonomy places the organism in Eukaryota, Metazoa, Chordata, Lepidosauria, Squamata, Lacertidae. The record is from the annotation of a GenBank genome assembly.